AACUUAGCUUCUCGGAUGGUCCCGGCCGCGAUUCCGCAGCAGGACGGUGCUGAUUCAUGAUAGUAAACAAGGUCCAUGUAUUCGAAACUUGGAACUGAAACAUACAUUGCUACUCACAAACCUCCCUAUGGCACCUCGCAAGAUGAGAUCCGAUCGCACUUUAGAACAUGAUCCUACCUCACGUAGACCUCUAUUAAGCUGCCAGGGCGGAACCAAAUGUCGGAUCGAAGCAUUGAGCAGGAGAAUCACUGCUCAGGGGAAGCUAAGUAGUCCUCUCACCAGCAAAAUGCAUGUAGACGCGGUUCCUUUCCUGGUGUGCGCAACAGUCCCAUUUACUUAUUGCCAUCUUGUUUGCUAUCCCGCCAUUUCAGCCAAUAAAUAUUGCUGCCUUUUAAAGUGUUUGAAAAAUUUAUACUGCUUCCGGCUGUAUGGAUUAUGAGGGGGUGUCGCUGUGUGCCUCGCAAUCGGAUUCUAUAGCAAGUUAGAUUCAGAGAUUCUUCAAGAACUGCCAUAUUUAACGUAAAAAUUACCACUACCAGCUAUUGCAGCUCCACUUGAGGAU
This is a messenger RNA of Mytilinidion resinicola, 562 nucleotides long. RefSeq lists its product as uncharacterized. The coding region runs from base 128 to 439 and encodes 103 amino acids. The transcript has a single exon. The record is from RefSeq and is a predicted model, not a curated record. NCBI's taxonomy places the organism in Eukaryota, Fungi, Ascomycota, Dothideomycetes, Mytilinidiales, Mytilinidiaceae.